Messenger RNA from Xenopus laevis (African clawed frog), 585 nucleotides. RefSeq names its product matrix metalloproteinase-20-like. The transcript has 6 exons. NCBI's taxonomy places the organism in Eukaryota, Metazoa, Chordata, Amphibia, Anura, Pipidae. The record is from RefSeq and is a predicted model, not a curated record. Bases 1 to 585 code for a protein of 194 amino acids.
AUGGGGUUAAAAGCAUGGAGUGAUUCUGCCCCUCUGAAUUUUGUCAAAACAACUCAAGGAGAAGCUGACAUCAUGAUUUCCUUUGAAACUGGAGGGUUUAAUCUUUUUACUGUAGCUGCUCAUAAUUUUGGCCUCGCAUUGGAUCUUGGACUUUCAAGUGAUCCUUCAGCUUUGAUGACACUGUCCAGCACUGAUGUAGUUAACGCAGUGGGUUUGUUUGGUCGUGGGAAGCUUGGCACACUAAGGAGUAAACAUGUUCAUGUACAGAAAAUAGAUGCUGCUGUUCACUUAAAGAACUCCAGAAAAACUUUUUUCUUUGUUGGUGAUGAUUAUUACUGCUACGAUGAAACAAGAAGCAUAAUGGAAGAUGAUUAUCCAACGAGCAUCGAUGAUGAAUUUCCAAGUGUAGAAGGAAAUAUUGAUGCAGCAGUUGAAGUUUAUGGAUUUAUUUACUUUUUCUCUGGCCCAAAGGCUUAUAAGUAUGACGCUGAAAAAGAGGAUGUGGUUAAUAUUGUGAAAUCCAGUUCCUGGAUUGGAUGCGAAAAAAGUUCUCAGAAGAUUGUUACAAUCACCUCUCGUUCAUGA